AUGUCGGUCCCAAAAAUCACAGACGGUUACGAUGAACAGGCCAGAGCAUCAAAAACUGGCAUCAAAGUCAUUAUCGUUGGAGCAGGCCAGUCGUACUCUUGUCCUCAUCGAAUCUCGCUAACUGCCAUUGCAGGCUUCGGCGGUCUCACGGCAGCCAUUGAAUGCCAUCGUCAGGGUCACGAUGUUGAGAUCUACGAAUCUUUCAAAGAACUCAAAGUCCUGGGCGACAUCAUCUCCUUUGGCAGUAAUGCCGGCCGCAUCUUCCGCAAGUGGAGGUAUAGAUCAGGCGAUCGUGUCUCCGAUCGCCUGAGACCGUUGUCCAUCGACUUGAGCAACCAUGGCUUCGACAUCUACAAGUGGACGGGCCAGUUCGUCAUCAACCAACCAACACCCAAGCAAGAUCCCGAGGCGCCUACAUUCAACGGACACAGAGGAGAACUUCAUACGAUAGUAUUUGAGUAUGCAAGAGACGAAUUAGGCAUCCCGAUCCAUUUGGGAAAGAGAAUACAGAAGUACUUCGAGGACGAACAACAAGCCGGCAUCAUCCUGCAAGACGACGAGAAGGUAUGCGCCGACGUCGUCAUCGGCUCAGAUGGAGUCCGCUCCAAGGCAAGAGAGCUCGUUCUGGGCUACGACGACCGACCAAAAGCCAGUGGCUAUGCUGUCUUCAGAGCUUGGUUUCCUAACACCGACAUGAUAGCUGACCCACGCACCAAAAAGUUCUGUGAGAAUGGCGACACCUUUCAAGGCUGGAUUGGGCCCGACGUCCAUUUCUUGUUCUCGACAAUCAAGGGAGGCAAAGAUUGCUGUUGGGUCAUGACACACCGUGAUGACAAUGAUAUUGAGGAAAGUUGGUCACUGCCAGGAAAAAUGGAAGAUGUGUACAAGGUAAUCGAGGGUUGGGAUCCUUUGUGUAAGGCUAUUGUCGAGAAGACACCUUCCUGUGGUGAGUCAUACGAUAUCUGGACACACAAUAAUAUGCAUGCUGACGAAGACUUCAAGNUGGAUUGGAAGCUAGUCUACCGCGAUCCUCUACCUCGUUGGAUCUCGGAUCAUGGAAGGAUAUCACUUUUAGGGGAUUCAGCCCAUCCAUUCUUACCCACCAGCGCGCAAGGUGCGACGCAAGCCAUGGAGGAUGGUGUGACUAUGGCCUAUUGCCUACGAGUAGCAGGAAAGUCCCAGAUACCGGCUGCACUGCGCGCGUUUCAGGAUAUCCGGUAUGUCGAUAAGCUCUCCAAAACAUAUUGUUGUUUGUCUAAUGUUCGAGCACCAGCUNACGAGCGGGUCAAGGCAGUGCAGAAGACGNGGGAGACGACCCGAGAUAUGUGGCACAAAGCAGACUGGGAUCGUGUCAAGGAGGAUCCGACGUCUGUGCAGAUGCCACGAGAGGAUUGGAUUCUGGGACACGACGCUGAGGCACAUGCGUCAAGCGUAUUCGACGAGACCUUCAAGAGGAUUUCAGCCGCCGCAUACUGA
This is a messenger RNA of Aureobasidium vineae, 1476 nucleotides long. NCBI's taxonomy places the organism in Eukaryota, Fungi, Ascomycota, Dothideomycetes, Dothideales, Saccotheciaceae. The record is from the annotation of a GenBank genome assembly.